This is a messenger RNA of Rhineura floridana, 4799 nucleotides long. It is a transcript of the gene NFKBIZ, whose product is annotated as NFKB inhibitor zeta. The record is from RefSeq and is a predicted model, not a curated record. Bases 424 to 2541 code for a protein of 705 amino acids. Lineage: Eukaryota; Metazoa; Chordata; Lepidosauria; Squamata; Rhineuridae. The transcript is spliced from 12 exons. Gene Ontology annotation, biological process: regulation of gene expression. Gene Ontology annotation, cellular component: nucleus. Gene Ontology annotation, molecular function: DNA binding; POU domain binding.
GGCUGGGGUGGCUACUUGGGGCGCCUCAUUAGCCCAGCGCUCCUGUCAAGCAGUCAGGCGGCGAGUCACGAGAGAGCCGAGAGGGUUGUUGACAUAAACCGAGCGACCCAUUUACUGGAACUGCCGCUUCGAGACGCAGCCGCGCCCCACCCCGCCUUUCUCGUCCUGCUGGCGGCCAAAGCCCUCCCCUGCCUCCUUCCUUCCCUUCGUUGCCAGGGCGUGGAGCCUCUAUAAGAGCUGUUGCGGCCGCCUCCGCCUCCUCAGCCCUGUCUGUUCUGUGAGUGUACCGGCUGAGCCGAAAGGGGCUCGUUUGGCUCAGGUCGGCUCAUUGCUCCCCUCUGCCCACCACAGCCGCCUCUUUCGCGCCGCCGCUUCCUCCUCCUCCCUCCUCCUCCUCCCCGCGGCCUCUGCGAGACACCAACCAUGAUUGUGGACAGCAGCCGGGACGCGCUGCUGGACGGCGGCGACUGCGGUUCCAUGAACAGCCCCUUUAACUUGGCCUUUUUUUACGGAGCGUCUCCCCACUCCAGCGAGGGGAGCUGUUCGCCCACUCCCUCCGCUCCGGGAUCCCCGGGAUCCGACUCAGAGCUCUCGGGCAGUAGUAACAGCGGCGGCGACGGCUUCAGCAAGAGGCGGUAUUCCCGGAGCGGCGCCCCCCCAGUCGGGGAAGUUGAGCAACAUAUGGGGGGAGGAAAGCAACAAAGAGGACCUUUUCAAGGUGUUCGUGUGAAAAACUCUGUGAAAGAACUGUUGUUGCACCUCAGAAACAGCAAACAGAUGUCCUCAGAUCACGGUACAGAUGAAUUAAAGACACAAGGAGGAUUACUGAAUUAUGAUCCAUACACAGAAUUGAAGAACAUACUAACUAAUGGUCGAAAAAGAAAAGCUCAUGACACUCUUUCUGAUGGAUCCUGUUAUAAAAGAACAGCUCCUUUCCAACCUCACCUCCUGACACCUCCACAGACACCAACAUCAGUGGAUAACAACAUGGAGGAUGCUCAUAUGAAUGAGCCCAAACAAGACAGUAGUUGUGAUAUGCUGCAGAACAUUAUCAAUAUUAAGAACGAAUCAAGUCCAGUUUCUUUGAACACAGUGCAAGUUAGCUGGCUUCACACCAUGGCAAAUCCUAACUCUCCAGAGGAACAAUACCAGGAGAUUGCCGGAGCACAGGCUUUUUCACCUCCUCAAAAGUACCAAGCAUUUCAAACAGGCAGCCCUUCACAAAUGCUGGAUCUACCCCAGAACUAUCCAUUUUCUCCCACAGAAGCGCAGGACUUGUCACAGCAUUACAGUCAGAAUUCACUUCUGGAAUACCAGCCACACUCUACCAGCAGCCAGUCCUCUGAUUAUCAACAUGUUUUUGAAAGCCAAGAACUGCAGUACUGCCCUCCUCAAAGCUUUGCUUCUCUCUUAAGUGAUUCAGAAGGGCCAGACAAUGUCUCUGCGCCCCUCCCUCAACCACUGCCUGGUGGUCGUCAGCAAACUGAUGUCAGUAGCCACUCUCAGAAUUUCAGUCAGCUACCCAAUAAUAUCUGCAGUAGUGUUGAAGAGCAUGGCUUGCCGUUGGCUACUUCAAAUAUGCAUGUGCAACAUCAGAGUAUUGCCAGGAACACAGCACAGCUGGGCAAAUCAUUCUUCCAGUGGCAAGUAGAACAGGAAGAAAACAAACUGACUAACAUCUCUCAAGAUCAAAUUCUUGCCAAAGACUCUGAUGGUGACACGUUUCUCCACAUUGCAGUUGCCCAGGGACGACGGGCAGUUUCUUAUGUGUUAGCAAGAAAGAUGGCAGCCCUGCACAUGCUGGAUAUUAAAGAACACAAUGGCCAGAGUGCACUGCAGGUGGCUGUUGCUGCAAAUCAGCAUCUUAUUGUGCAGGACCUGGUUAGCCUUGGGGCACAAGUGAAUACUACAGAUUGUUGGGGUAGAACGCCAUUGCACGUAUGUGCUGAAAAAGGGCAUGCACAAGUCCUUCAGGCAAUCCAGAAAGGAGUCAUUGUAAGCAAUCAAUAUGUAGACCUGGAGGCAACAAAUUAUGAUGGUUUGACAGCAAUGCACUGUGCAGUAGUGGCCCAUAAUGCUGUGGUACAUGACAUAGAGAGCCAACAGUCACCCCAUACUCCUGAGGUCCAGGAAUUAAGAUUGAAAGGCAAGAGGUUGGCAGACACAAUCAAGUUUCUAAUCCAAAUGGGGGCCUCUGUUGAAGCCAGAGAUCGUAAAAGUGGCCGUUCUGCCCUUCACUUAGCAGCAGAAGAAGCAAAUGUGGAACUCCUUCGUUUGUUUUUGGAGCUACCUACUUGCCUUUCUUUUAUCAAUGCCAAGGCUUAUAAUGGCAAUACAGCACUCCAUGUAGCUGCCAGUUUGCAGCAUCGGAUGAGUCAGCUGGAUGCAGUUCGCUUGUUGAUGAGAAAAGGAGCUGAUCCAAGUGCCAGGAACUUGGAAAAUGAGCAGCCAGUUCACCUCGUACCUGAUGGCCCUGUAGGAGUUGAGAUAAGACGGGUCUUGAAAGGAAAAACGAUUCAGCAGAGAUCAUCAGUCUAUUAAGCUCCAUGAGUACCAAUGACCUACACUCGCUGUCAGUUAGGCAGCCCCGAUGUAACUGUAAAUAGACCAUUUGUCCAGUGGAGGCAAAUGUUAGUUGUUUCUAUGAAACAAGAAUAUUUUGUUCACUAUUAUAUAGUGGGUUAAUGACAAUUCUUCUGAACAGAUGGGAAUGUUUCAUACCCAGGUAUUCUGGAUCAGUCAGAACUGCUCCAUUUAACUGACUUACAACAGUAGCAUAACAAAUGUCAGGCAAGAAUAAUUGCUACCUUUUAAAAAGAAACGUAAACACUCUAGAGCUGUUGUUUAUGAUAUGAAACAUAAGCUUCUAAAGAAUAGUAACAUAACAUUUUACUAGUAAACAUAUCAUAGCUGUUUUUGCUUGUGUUUUAUGUAGUACUAUGUAUUGGAUAUUUCAUAAUCUUUGAAUUGUAAUUAUUUGUUGAUGUUUCAUACAGGACUUAGCCAUUUUUAAUCUUUUAAAUGUGAGAAUUCUAUGUAGAAUUCAGUUAAGUUUUUGUAAGCAUUUACUGACUUUUAUGAGUAUGUUUAUGUUGAAGGGGCUGAUACUUGGGUGGCACACCUUGCAAAUUAGUUUAGGAAGGGUACAUUUAUCAUCUCCAGUUGUCAUCAGUCACAGUAACAGUUAAUGAAAGCUAAAAAAACAUUUUGGACGUGUUUAAUUCUGUUAUUCUGUCUUCAUUUAAUUGGAAUAACUUUGGAUGUUUACACCAGUAGGUAGACUGUCUACCUGUAUUAAUGGUCUCCCUUCAUAUGUUUAAGUUCCCAGUUUAGUAAAAAGCUUUAAAAACGGGUUAAAGUUGUUCCUUCAUCUGUGUAUUUAAGAUAAGAGGUUAAACAUGUUUUUGAGUGUACUAGUAGCUGAGUUUGCAAAUGACACCAAACUAGUAGGGAUAGUGAAAACCCAUACUGAAUAAAAAGCCUCAAAGGACUUAUCCAGAUUGGGUGAAUGGGCUACAAAAUGACUGUUGAGAUUCAGUGUAAUUGUAAAGUGAUCCACGCUUGGGUUAAAAUAAAAUAAAAUAAAUCCAGUUUUACAUCCAGAUGGGAUCUAAACAGGCUGACCUCAGAGAAAACAGGGAAGAAGUCUUGGUGUUGUGAUGGGUAACUCAAUAGAAAUGUCAACUCCAUUUGCUACAGUGGUGAAAGACAAAUUUUAAGGACUAUUACAAAAAUGGUUGAAAAGAAUAUGGCCAUUAUCAUAAUGCCUUUACACAAUUACACAUUGUGUCUACAUGUGGAAUAUUAUGUACAGUACUGGUUGCUGGAAACUGUAUGUUCAUGUUUGACCAUAUUUCCAAUGUGGAAAGGGUAAAGCAUUUAGAACUUUUUAGCUUGGAAAAAGGAUAACUAGGAGGUUCAUAACAUAUUUAUACAAUUAUGUAUAGUGGGGGAUGGGGAAAAUUUUCUUUUUCCCAGAACAGAAGAAUUUGGGAUCACCCACUGAAAUUGAUUGGGAGUAGAUUCAGGACAGACAAAAGAAAGUACAUCUUUAUAUAGCACAAUAAGUGUAUGAAAAUCACUGCCACAAUAUGUGGUGAUGGCUGUUAGCCUUGAUAGAAGAAUUUAGGGAUGGGGAGCCUGUGGCCCUCCAAAUGUUGGACUACAACUCCCAUAGUCUUCUGCAGCCAGAAUGGCUAAUGUUCAGGGAGGAUGGCAUGUGUAAUCCAAUAUCAUCUGGAGGGUCACAGGUUUCCCAUCUCUGACUGUGUGGAACUCCAUCUUCAGAGGCAGUAUGCCUUUGAAUGCCCGUUGUCUGGAGAGAGAGAAGGGAGGGUUAUUGCCUUCAUGUCCUGCUUAUGAGCUUCCCAGAGGCAUAUGGCUGAUGACUGUUAAAAAUAGGGAAAAGUACAUCUCAGGGCUUUGCAAAAAUUUGAUUCUAUUAUAUUAUUUUACCUUAUAGGUAUAGUAGGCAGUCAAGUGUUAAUGUUUUAAGAAUGAUAGUAAUUAUUAUUUUUACCAGUUUUUAAAAUUUGUACUUCAGAUAAUGUAAAUAAAAUACAUUAAAGACAUUUAUGUAGUUAUUUUGCUUUCAAAAUUAUACAGCGUGUUUUUAAGUCUACAUUUACUGUUUCCUGACUGACCCUCUUGCACUGUAUAUCUUUUCCAUAGUUAAUCUGAUCAUAUUGUUUGGCCAAGUAUGUCUUGUAGACAAAUAAUUGGAGAAAUUGUACCUCCAAAGUAGUGCUUAUUCUUACAAUAUCAGAUACAAGUUUGGAAUAAAGUUGUUUAAUCAGUAA